AUGCCUCCUAAAGGGCGAGGUGGUCGUGCUGCAGCUGCCGCCGCCGCCGCCGCAACUGGUGGCGGCAGGACGAGCUCUCGCCUCGCCUCGCGCCUGGGCACAGCGCAACAACAGGCUGAGCGCCAGCCCGCAGGGUCAGCUGCAGAUACUGGCCGCGCGCCUCUGCCGGAUUCCUCUGCGGCAGCAGCUGCUGCUGCUACUGCUGAUCUUCCUCCUUCAUCAUCGUCAACACGUGGUCGCGGUCGAAGCCGCUCAAGAGGCAAUGUUGAGGCCCAUGCGCGUAGGGGGACGACGCGUAAUAAUCGCGGUGGCAGCAGCAUCGCCAGCUACUCCAUUCGCCAUACCGCCCGUUCCAGUGAUGUCUACGCUCUAGAGGCAAACGGCGGUGCAUCUGAGCCUUUCACCCCUCAGCGUGCUGAAGCAGCUGAAAUUGUCUAUGGCGAGUCAAUAUGGCGUGAUGCUGCAGACCUCACCCCCAGAACCCAGGAUGCAACGGCAAAUCUUAUGAAUAAGUUUGUCGACAGGCUGUUCUCAGUCUCCAAAGACCUCAUUGGUCACCUGUCCAUCGCUGCUGAGCAGCAAGAUGAGUCGUGGGACUUGGAGCUCCGCACCCACAAGGAAGUUUUCAAUUCUUUCUACAGGGUCUACAACAUUGAUGCAGACAUCUUCAUCAACAUCGACUCUAUUCUGGAGAGAUCAAAGUGCUCUAAUAUACCCACCCUCUGGGAGAGGAUGGUCAAGUCGGUAUCAACAGCCAACCUGGCAAAACUGCUCAGCGACGUUCACGAUCUCAACGGCGACCGAUCCAAUGUUCUCAACCGUCUGCCCUUGCUCCAGAGAAUCGAUGAAGACUUCCCAGUCACGUUCACGCCUGGGGGUUCCAAGGGCUUAGAGGAGAAUCGGGCGUGGAUCAUCGAUCACGGCACCAUGGACCAGGCUUUUGCCAUCCGGACCAAGUUGUUUAUCGAGACCCUUCGCGGGCACCAGCAGGGCAAUCCCUUCCGUCUGUUCGCCAAGGUUUUCCUAGAUCUCGACGCCGACCCCAUCGAAGAUGAUGUACUCGGAGAUUACAUCGACAGAGCGAGCUACAGGGCCUUUGGGGCAUUCGACAUCGACGACCCGGAGCUCCCAAAAUACCGAGACAACAUCAAUACCUUUCGUGCCAUGCUCGUAGAGAUGGACCCCGCUGCUGUCAUCGGCAAACUAGAGGGACACUACCCAUUUGAGAUAUUCCUGGAUGAUCUGAACGAGUGGAUCCGGACGUACCAGAUCAAAACACCGGGCCCCCCUCGACCUCCUCCAUUUAAUCCCAACGCGGACACGCUUUCGACCCCAGGCACGGCGUCGCAACUCGGAGCGAGGCCUACUCUACCGCAAGGAAGUACCGGUCUAUAUGGCGUUGAUCGUCUCCGUCAGCAUGUCACGUCUAGCAACGCUGAACAGCCAGGAGAGGUACAUGCACGGAUGGAUUCUGGAGCACAUGUUAUCAACGAUUCCGACGACAGCGCCAGCAUCGCUGGCACGAACGCCGAAGUCAUUGCUCAGUCGCGUGAGCUCGCCGCCCAGGCUCGAUACUUCAUGCCCACCAGCCAAGAAUCGGUGUACCCUGAUGUAGCUGCUGAGGCCACUAAGCGCGGCAACGGCAAGAAGCGUAGCCGUAAGAGCGCAGACGAUAUUGAAGCCGAUGCCAGCGCAAAGAGGGCUCGUGCGAAUGAUGCGGCCGCGAUGCCCCCUCCUCCGCGCCCGGCGGCCCACGCCGUGCCCGUGAGCUCAUCGGCCCCAUCGCCUGCUGUUUUCGACCCCGUGGCUCUGUCGCGGCAGUCUCAGUUGAUCUCCAAGGCCAACCGCAGGCCAUCGCAGCCCAAGCAGAGAAAACCAUGGACAUCCCACGACAUCUCACAACUUGUCCGGGCGAUUGACGUGUACAAGGCCAAGUGGAGUACUAUUGAGAAAGCCAUCCGGGAUAAUCACCUUCACUUCAACGUACCCGAGCGAGACCAGCAAGGCCUCCGUGACAAGGCGCGUCUUGUCAAGGUUGAUAUUCUCAAGACUGAUGGACCCCUUCCAGCCGCUUUCGAUCUCGUGGUUCUCGGCCGAAAGGAGAAGGAGAUGGUGAUUGCCGCGGGGAGGAAUCCCGAGCGGCGAGAAGAGGAUCUUGAUGAAGAUGGUCACCCCAACAACCUCUUCUACACGCCAAACCUUCCCCGCCCAGUGCAAGAUGUCAAUCCCGUUCCACCCCCUCAAGCCCAUACCGACAUCAAUGGAAAUGAUGGGACUGACCAUGGAACUGACAUUGGACAUGCGAGCGCAAUGCACGAAGAGGCGCCAGUCAUGUCAGGCGCCCUGCCCGUGAGCUCUGAGACCACCGAUCUUCGUCCGCUGCAGGAGGCUUCGAUGGUUGUUGAGGCGCCCAUGGGUGAAGCUCAUGUGGGAAUUCCCGAGGCUCCUAUGCCUACCGCUGAUAUGAGCAGCUCUGCCGCACCUCUCUCCGAGUCGCUUGGCGAGGAGCAGUCUGUUGUCGACAACGAGGCCCCACCCGUCGACCCUAGUAUUACCGAGGCCGUCCCCAGCUCCGCAGCUGUGCAUGGUUAG
Messenger RNA from Cryphonectria parasitica EP155, 2592 nucleotides. RefSeq lists its product as uncharacterized. Lineage: Eukaryota; Fungi; Ascomycota; Sordariomycetes; Diaporthales; Cryphonectriaceae. The record is from RefSeq and is a predicted model, not a curated record. The coding region runs from base 1 to 2592 and encodes 863 amino acids. The transcript has 4 exons.